Trichomycterus rosablanca is the source of this 1250-nucleotide messenger RNA. It is a transcript of the gene tsfm, whose product is annotated as Ts translation elongation factor, mitochondrial. Lineage: Eukaryota; Metazoa; Chordata; Actinopteri; Siluriformes; Trichomycteridae. The transcript has 6 exons. Bases 34 to 957 code for a protein of 307 amino acids. The record is from RefSeq and is a predicted model, not a curated record. Gene Ontology annotation, cellular component: mitochondrial matrix. Gene Ontology annotation, molecular function: translation elongation factor activity; protein binding. Gene Ontology annotation, biological process: mitochondrial translational elongation.
GAAUGACAUUCCAGUGAGUUUUACUGAGUGAAAAUGGCUGUUUCUGUUUUAUUUAGAUGUCUCAGAACAGAACUGAAUAAGGUCAGCUUUCAGAAACAUAUUGAGUGUCUGCAUACAAGCUGUGGAUUGUUUGCAGCAGAUAAAGCACUGCUGGUGAAACUGCGUAAAUCCACUGGCUACACCUUCAUCAACUGCAAGAAAGCACUUGAAAAGUUCAACAAUGAUAUCACACAGGCAGAAAGCUGGCUUCAUGAACAGGCCCAGAAGGAAGGUUGGAGCAAAGCGAGCAAGUUGGAAGGCCGCAGAGCUAAAGAAGGGCUGAUUGGUCUGCUUAUGAAGGACAAUGCGGCUGUCAUGGUGGAGGUGAACUGUGAGACAGAUUUUGUGGCAAGGAAUGAAAAGUUCCAGCAGCUAGUGCAAAACGUUGCCUUAGCUACAAUGGCACAUCAUCAAAGCAAGACACCAAGUGCAUAUAUUAAGAGUUUGCUGUCUUCUGAGGAUCUUUCUAAACUGGCCAUGGUGGAGGGUCCCUCUGUGGCAGAUCAGCUGGCACUGACUAUAGGUCGUUUGGGUGAGAAGAUUUCCCUGAGGCGGGCUGUAUCCAUAGCUGUACCAGCUGACUGGCACAUUGGCUCAUAUGUGCAUGGAGCAGUUACAGGGCAGACCAGCUUGCCGAUGGGGCACUACGGUGCCCUGGUUGUGUUCCAGGGUGGACCUGAGGGACAGGUGGAGGUCGUGGGCAAAAGGUUGGGGCAGCAUAUAGUGGGGGAGUCACCUCUGAUGCUCGGAAACAUGGAGGAUAUACCAUGUGGAGAAUCCGAGACUCGACUUUUAGCACAGAACUUUCUGCUAGACCCUAAAUACACAGUGGGACAGUACCUCGCUCAACAGAAUGCACGUGUGCUUGACUUCGUGCGGUACAAAUGUGGUGAGCGCAGCACUGAGGAAGCAGAAUGAGUGUGGACCACACCAUUUUACAUAAGAAUAUAUACCUGUGUCGAUAGCUUAUAGACUGGUCAAGAGAAAAUCUUUUAAGGACUUUUUACCCAUGAGAAGCAAAAGCAGAAACAGUGUAUUGUGUAGCCCAAUUAAAUAACUGUUGAUGUGAAACUUUGCUGAUGCAAAGCAGCAAAUGCAGAAUUUUCAAUGAACAGCCCAAAGACAAAAAACUAAAACUAGAUAUUUAUGAUGAUGAAAUGUUACUCAUUUUAUAUCUGAUGAGAAAAAAUGUCCACAUUCAAAAUAAAUCA